AUGAGAAUAAGAGGAAAAGGAGGGGAAGUGGUAAUGAUUAGAGUGGGUGUAGAAAAUGUGAAAAAGGAGAGUGGACUUGAUGAGAACAGAAGAAGUAGCAGCUGGGAAGAUAAUGACUCCUCAAAUCUUCACAUUCGUCAAAAGCGUGUAAUUAAUAUAAGAAAGCAAGGAGAUGGGCCAGUUACGAUUGGAACCGUUCCUUACAUUGUCAAUAUUCGAAGAGAUAAUAUUAGUGAAUGCGCAGGUACUAUAUUAUCGGCCGUACAUAUCCUAACUCCUUAUCAAUGUGUUUAUCCAGCCUCUCUAGAACGGUACACCAUUCUCUCUGAGUCAGCAAUGAGAAACAGCGGAUAUCUUCACACAAUAAAAAAAAGAACACUAGUUGAACCCAAUAAAAGAUUAGCGUUAAUUGAAGUUUCUCCAGAUAUUGACUUUCACUUUGGUCCUAAUAGACCAAUUAGAAUAUUUUCCGGAGUUAUACCGCAUAUAGUGUAUGGUAUUUUUAGUGGCUGGGGAUGUACGGUACCAGGAGCUCAAUAUGAACAUGAACCUCAAUAUCCGAACCAAUUAAUGCAAGUCCGACUACCGAUAAUUUCACUGGAGGAGUGUAUUCGUAUUUAUUGGGGUCGGGCUACAAUUACAAAUAGAAAUAUUUGUACUCUUGAUACCAGUUUAAGAAGAGGCACUUGCAUAGGAGAUUUAGGAGGUCCCCUAGUGCUCAGAAUUCCUCCACUAUAUGUUCCUGAACUGGUUGGAAUAAUGUCGGUGCUGAGAGCAAGGGAAUUUGGAAAAUAUCCGGAUGUUUUUACUAGCCUUAAUCAUCUUGACAUUUAUGACUGGAUUUCUGAUGAAAUUCAGCACAAUGUCUGA
This is a messenger RNA of Belonocnema kinseyi, 870 nucleotides long. Its product is annotated as trypsin-like. Gene Ontology annotation, biological process: proteolysis. The record is from RefSeq and is a predicted model, not a curated record. Gene Ontology annotation, molecular function: serine-type endopeptidase activity. NCBI's taxonomy places the organism in Eukaryota, Metazoa, Arthropoda, Insecta, Hymenoptera, Cynipidae. The transcript has 4 exons. The coding region runs from base 1 to 870 and encodes 289 amino acids.